Aspergillus mulundensis is the source of this 801-nucleotide messenger RNA. RefSeq lists its product as uncharacterized. Bases 1 to 801 code for a protein of 266 amino acids. The transcript is spliced from 3 exons. Lineage: Eukaryota; Fungi; Ascomycota; Eurotiomycetes; Eurotiales; Aspergillaceae. The record is from RefSeq and is a predicted model, not a curated record.
AUGGGAGCCAACCAGCGUGUCAAAACCAAGUACGUCUUCCGUCUUCCGAUUCCCUUCCUUAAGACAAAGCGAAUAAACGUGAAAGGGGAUCGCGUAGAAGACGAAGCAGAUGACACGGAUGAGGGCGUCUACGCCAACGCGGGGGCCAAUGUUCCGCAUACAGUUCGCGUGCGGUACAAUUCAGGAUCAGGAUCAGAGUCAGAUUCAGAAAUGGAAUCGGAGGUUGGAUCUGUUGAGUAUGCCGGCGUGGACAUGGAUACCAACAUCGACCCCCUAGAUACCAGCGUCCCUACACCCUCCAGGCAUAGACAUACACAGAGAAAAAGACUGAUCAGCUGGGACGGUGUCAGAGAGCAAGGUCGAAGUCGAUGGACGAUAGAGCAGGAAGAGAAACUUGCUCAUGCGCGAGUGGAACUGGCACGGUGCCAGAAAGCUUGGAGCUCAGAACAGGAGAUUUGGCUGCAGUGUAUCGAUAAUUUGGUCGAAGAAAAGACGGCGCACGAGGGCUUCCUUAGCAACCGUCGGAAGCACAGUAGUGAUGAGCAGGUUCACUUCCGGACAUGGCCAAGGACAACCACAACGCUUGAGUCGGGCCCAGAGGACGACGAGUUUGCCGGUGCGAUUGAGGAGUUUCCGGGGACGGAGCUGAGGGCGAAGCGAGAUAAGGGCAGCGUUAGACCAGCGACACCAGGCGGAGAUCGGAGAACGGAGAUGGAUCAUAGGCUAGCGAUUCGCGAGGGGCUUAUCGGUCAUGAUCCCUUGGCCAGGACGAGUGAGCUGCCUCCUAGUAGUGGAGAUUGA